This is a messenger RNA of Strongylocentrotus purpuratus (purple sea urchin), 1937 nucleotides long. RefSeq lists its product as uncharacterized. The transcript has 3 exons. The record is from RefSeq and is a predicted model, not a curated record. Lineage: Eukaryota; Metazoa; Echinodermata; Echinoidea; Camarodonta; Strongylocentrotidae. The coding region runs from base 170 to 1690 and encodes 506 amino acids.
GUUAAACCAGGGCUUGUAAUAAAUGGAUUCCGCAUCUAAGAGGCCCCUUUGAAGAUGUCCGAUGCACCGCGAGUCUUUUCUCCCCCUAUCAUAAUCCCCUUAAUCCCCCUCCCGGAGCGCACAGCUCGUAAAUCUCACUCCCGAAACUGAGUGACAUCGGGCUCGCGAAAUGCAUUGUUGGAAAUACAUAUCGGCUGCUAUCACAAAAAUGGCGGCGUACAGUAGGGAUGAGUAUUUGCUAGGCGACGAUUUAGACUUUCUGACUGAUUUUGAGGAAGAUUUGAUUCUUGAGCCUGGUGUAUGGGAAGUUGGAGACCAAUACAAGUUAUGCACGUGUGAAAUUCCAUCAACGGAAAAUCUUAUUCGUUGCAGCGAACCAGAAUGUACGGUUAAAUGGUUUCAUCGUGAAUGCAUAGGCAACAAUGGAGGGGUUGGAGAAGCUAGAGUCGGGCCGGAGUGUGGGGCGGGGGGCGCAGACGAGCAGCCUCCGCAAGCCGUGCAACCGUCAACAGCCAGCACCAUGUCGGCGUCUACCGACGAAUUGUGGAUGUGCAAAGAUUGUUCCUGCUCAAGAUCGGGUAGCACCCGCAGCCAGGAGGCAUCUUCUUCAACAGGAAAAACAAAGUCUGGCCCAGCUACUGCUAGGCCUAAGCGGCGUAAGCCUAAUAGGAAGAAAGCUAAAUCAACAAUGGACAGGCAAGCUAUCAUUGACAGAGGACCACAACUCAUCCGUAAUGCCCUGAAUGAGGUACAGUUGGACAAACUCUACACAGACGGCAGUGUCUCUCGUCUAGCACAAUUCAUCAAAUGUGAGGAGGACUCAUUCAUCAACCUGGCCAAGGAAUUGGUGGACAACAUCUAUACCUGUGCUACUGCUGGUGAUGGUUUUACUAUAGGACCAUCAGCUAAUAUCGAAGUGUCCAAAUCAUUCCAUGUCUUCAGAUGUAGACCAGAGGUGAAGAAGAAAUGGACAGAUUUUCUGUGGCAGCAAAACGUUGAGGAAAGCGAUCGGGUUAAAUUUACACUGUUCCAGUACAUCUUAAGGAAAACCCUUAGUUUUGUCCUCACUCUCAUGCAAGGUGAACAGUCAGGCGAGUCUGUUGAAGACACCCAUCGUGUUUUAUCAAAAGAGGAAGAAGGAGUGCUACGAUACGUAGCCGGGUACAUUCCUUUUGCUCUGGUCAAACGAUACCGUAGAAUGAAGGCUCCUCUUGGGAAAAAGUUAACCGCAGUGCUGUUAAAGUGGAAGCUUACAGAUGAUAACAAAACAGAGGCAGACAGUUUUCUUGAGUAUACAUCUGUAUGGAUGACUCAUCAAAAUCGGGGAGGACUCUUCCAAGUUCGCGAUGCUGUGUAUCGAUUCAUGUGGACCAUGGAAAAUGUGGUACGCAAAGAACUUUCAGUCAGUAAAUUGGUGGGUAGGGAUGAGUCUGCCAAAGAGGUAUUAGAACGAGCGGUGAAUUGUAACAAUAAUGUACAAAAAUGUUGGAAUGUACUAGUAUGUGAAGACCUGGAGGAACAGGAAGCAGAGGAUUUAUUCUCAACUGUAGUCAAAUACUACAUAGCCAUUCGGCUGAGGAACUAUGUCAAAUUGUAUGUAAACAUGAAGAAGAAGCAAAAGAUGACAGAAAGUCGGAAGGGUCAAAAAGGACUUAGAAAAGAGUUGAAAAAGAAGUCAACAUCUAUCUGAUCAAAAGGAAUUGAGAUGUACAUGUAAGACAGAAAGUAAAAUGCAGAAGUACAGGUCUUUAAAAGUGAAUACAUCUCACUAUUUAUAUACAAUACAUGUACCAGUUGUUUUAAAAUGUGCUUCAUUCAUACCUUUUGUAAAUAAUACAGUCUGUUUUGUAUGCCUUGCCACUGGAUCAUCAUCAUUACUACAUGUACAUUAAAGGUAAAGACCAGUUUUGGAAACACCCCCCCCCCCCCUCUCAAAA